GCAGCCUGCCUGCGCUCAGGGUUUACUACACCACAGACAGGUGUGACUUCAUCUGAAUGAGGACUGAAUGAGAUUUACACAAACCAGCAUCUGUAGUUUAUCCUGAGCUCUGUGAGGUGUCAGCUGCCUCUCAGCCUUCUGUUCCACUCUCAGUCCAUUCAGAAGUUUAAGAUCUUUGGUGGCAACUUGAGAGAGUACUGUUCUGUUGGACCUCUUGUAUCUGUGGUGAUACAUUAGGGUAGCGUCUGCAUUGGAACAGCAGCUAUGGAAAGAAGCAUGAAUUUUGACGAGAUUCUUUCUCAUAUCGGUGGCUUUGGCAAGUUCCAGAAGAUCCUGUAUGUGUGGAUUUGCCUCCCCCAGAUCCUUCUGGCGUUCCACAUGCUGAUAUCCGUCUUCACGGGGGCCGUCCCCCCUCAUCUCUGUCGCUCCACCAACACCACCUGGCCCUUGGCCGCCAGCUCAGGCGCAUCCAACUUCAACUUCAGCCUGGUGACGGGCCCAGAUGGUGACCCUGACCUGUCCUGCUCUGCCCCUGGGGGGGUUCCUGGCACCCCGCUAGCCCAGUUGAAUCACAGCACCGCCCUGGCCCUUAGCGAUGGCCACGACACCGGGGGUUGCCGAGGGAGAUGGGAAUUCAGCAAGGAGACCUUCCAAAGCACCGUGGCAACCGAGUGGGAUCUGGUGUGUGAAAAUGCCAAUCUGAACAACAUUGGUUCCUCAAUCUACAUGUUUGGUCUUCUGGUUGGCGCUGUGCUGUUUGGUUCCUUAGCUGAUAAGUUUGGACGCAGGAACAUAAUCCUGGUUGGUUUGGCUAUUCAGUCAACCUUUGGGGUUGGUGCUGCUUUCGCCCCAAAUUUCUACAUUUAUGUCUUUCUGCGCUUUGUGGUUGGAACCACUAUUUCUGCUGUCAUCAUGAACGCAUUUGUUUUAGGCACAGAGUGGACAGGAUCAAAGCACCGGAUGCUAGCUGGGAUCAUCACCGACUACUUCUUUGGGUUUGGCUACAUCACCCUGGCAGGCCUGGCCUACCUCAUCAGAGACUGGCGCAAGCUCCAGCUGGCCAUCUCAGCACCAGGCUUCCUCUUCAUCUUCUACAUCUGGGCCCUACCGAAGUCGGCUCGGUGGCUAAUGGCCAACCAGAGGAACGAGGAGGCCAUGAAUCUGAUCAGGAAAGCUGCUCUGAUGAACGGCAAACCCCUGCAGGAGGACACAGAGAUAUGUCAGGGGUACAAAGACAUGGUGAAGAUGGAGGAGAGGGAAAAAUACACAGUCAUUGAUCUGGUCCGUACACCAAGAAUGAGGAGGAAUUCUUUGAUCAUGUUUUACCUGUGGUUUGUCAACGUGCUGGUCUAUUACGGCCUGUCCCUGAACAUCUCUGACUUUGGGAUGAACAUCUACCUGACCCAGCUGAUCUUUGGCCUGGUGGAGAUGCCCGCCCGGACCAUCACCCUCUUUACCCUGAACCGCUCCAGGAGGAUAUCCCAGCUAGCCUUCCUUGCUGUGGGAGGCCUAGCCUGCCUGCUAACCGUCUUCAUUCCUGAUGAUCUCUCCAUUAUUAGAACUGUCCUGGCUAUGGUGGGGAAGUUUGGGAUCACCGCCUCCUUGUCCAUCGUCUACGUCUACUCAGCAGAGAUCUUCCCGACUGUCAUAAGGCAGAGUGGGAUUGGUAUGGGCUCCAUGUGUGCCCGGGCAGGGGGAGUCCUGGCUCCCAUCAUUUACCUGCUGAGGGGUGUCAGUAAGAAUGCUCCCAUGGUUCUGUUUGGCCUGUGUACUCUGCUAGGGGCAGCCCUCACCCUGCUGCUGCCUGAGACAGCCCACCAGCCCCUGGCUGACACCAUUGAGGAUGUAGAGGGAUCCAGCAUCAGUGAGGACUCAGAGGAAGGGAACAUGAAGCCAGCCCUCUAUGAAGAAUGUCCAACAAGAAACCCAGACAUCAUAAACUGAAGAACUAGGAGUGGGACAAGGCACCAGUCCGCACUGAUACUUUGAGACCUGUGGUACUGUCAUCUGGAGUACUUCUAAGGGAAAAUAUCAUUCCUCCAAGGAACUCAACUGUGCAUUGUAAGAUAUCUGCUAAGAGUGUUUGAACACUUGUAAAGCUAUUUCCUAUUUCGUACAUAAGACAUUGAUGUCACUGAACUGACAUUUUAUACAGUUUUGUUUUAUAUACAUUUUUUAAUUUGUUUUGAAAAUAUGUACUAUAUAUUGAUGUUUUACUGUGACUAUCAGUUCACAUUUUGAUUGAUAAUAAAGUACAGUAGUAAAUGUUCAUUUAUGCACCAAAUAUCCAUUUAUCAGAUUCUGUAAAUACUGUCAUGGACACACGAAUGCCUUACUGUUCAUCAUGCAUUGUGAUUUCGUAUAAAGUGCCCACACUGUGAACGAGCAUAGAUAACAAAUUAUGCAAACUAUCACACAUAUGCAAGAUGAAUUGCUAACUCUUUUUUUCUAUUUGAUAAUAUAAUUUUUUUUACUUGGUGGAUUCUGUAUUUGACAUUCCUAACUCUCAAUUUUAGAAGUGAAUGUGUUUGAAGUUGAUGUUGAUCUGUGAUCAUAAUGAGUCUUUUAAAAGUGUGCACUCUCCAGCACAGCAGGCUAUAGGACAACUGCUCCACAGAAUGUUUGUUAGAAAAUCAUGUUGAAAUACUAGCCAUCUGCUGGCAGCCUCCUACCAGCCAAGGUGUGAAAACAGCCAUGGAAUCUCAAGCGCCCAUGUAACGGAGUUAAGAACGUACCAUAAACUCACCCCACAGCAAGCUUGAAAUGUUGCGGAUGGAACUAUCGAAUAAGAUAUUUUUCGGUGGAACGUUGUCUCGGAGGAUGGUGACGUGUGUUGCGAAGCAGAGGAUCACUGGUUCGACUCGCGGCAGUCGGACACUGGAGGAAGCUAAGCUGUUAGCAGCACACAGACGCCCCAGUACACCCAGUGUCAGCUCCAAGAUUACCCAGUUACAGGUCUCUAUAGGGUCAGCAGAUGAGCUGUGGUGUCUGUAACAAGCACUUAUACAAGACAAGGAUGCCCUUAUACAAGACAAAGAUGCCCUUAUACAAGACAAAGAUGCCCUUAUACAAGACAAAUAUGCCCUUAUACAAGACAAAGAUCCCCUUAUACAAGACAAGGAUGCCCUUAUACAAGACAAUGAUGCCCUUAUACAAGACAAGGAUGGAUGGAUUGAAUGAUAAACAGUUAUGACAGCGUUACUCCAAGUUAGGAAGCCCACUCUUCAUUUACAUUACAUUAUUAACAUUUCAGCUGAAGGCUUUCAUUCUGAGCGCUUACAGUUAGUGUAUAAAGUACACUGAACCGCAGCAAUAACACCAGAGAGACAGAUCCAAGUUUGAGAACUUUCACAUCAAGUGGAGAAGAAUAGAAGACUAAAGUUAUGACAUGCUCUCUCUGUGGUACUUUGGGUGGAUCUUAUUAUUGUUAUUACAGUGGAUGAUUUGACAUGCAUCAAUUGUUCAGUUGUCAUUGUAAGGCUUAGGAGAGCAAAGCCACAAAUGUUUUGGAUGAAACACAGGGUUUGCCUUACAGUCAUGUAACCAACCGACUGUAAUAGGCCUAUAUGUUUAGUAACAUUGGUCAACAGGAGCCCGUAUGUGUUGUGUUAGUGAUCACUGCCACUCUCUGGAGGAAAGUGGUACUUGCUUCUUGUCUGACAUCAGCUGCUUUAUGUAAGUACUGUAAUGGGGCACAAGCAUGAUUACCACAGAGAUUGUGUUACAACAUGUGCAUUUCCUGAUUCUGUAGAAUCAGAACUUUUAUACAUUACCCAUAAUACACUUGUACAUAUGUAUUACAAAUUUACAAAACCAAAGUAUAACUGGGAAGUUAUCCAUGAUGUGAUAAUAAAAAAAUAAUACAUUG
Molecule: messenger RNA, 3868 nt
Organism: Coregonus clupeaformis (lake whitefish)
Lineage: Eukaryota; Metazoa; Chordata; Actinopteri; Salmoniformes; Salmonidae
Product: solute carrier family 22 member 6-A-like
Exons: 10
Coding region: 265-1944 (559 amino acids)
Biological process (GO): transmembrane transport
Cellular component (GO): membrane
Molecular function (GO): transmembrane transporter activity
Source: RefSeq, a predicted model, not a curated record